UAUCGCGAGAAGGAAAUGAAUAGUAUCCCAGGAGAUAAAUGAUGUGAGACAUGAAAAACGAGAAAAAUAAACAUUAGUUAGUGGACGUAUUCCGUACCGGCUCUGUUUCCGUUGCGAAGCAGUGAGUGAGCGUACGUGGUUCUUUAUGCUCCUGUUAAUCUUUUGGUUGGUAUCAAAGAUGGUCAAGUUGCAGCGGCGAGGGGGUUGUGAGGACUGACCAGCCUUGAGGCGUACCGCAGUAGGAUAUAGUGUGCAGGAAAGACGCCGGGUAUCACUCGGGCAGCGGUGCGCCUCUUGUGUCCAGAGUGUAGUCACAGAAAUCUGCAUUUGCCGUGGAAGAGGGAGACUGCCUGCAGGCAGUGCCACCCAAAUGCGCUGUUAUCUUGUAAGCUCAUUCAUAUGUUACAGAUUACUGGCAGCCUAACAUAAUUACGCAACUUCUACAGUCUAAGAAGAAAAGAAAUGGACGAACAAAGUGUGGAGAGCAUUGCUGAAGUUUUCAGGUGUUUUAUUUGUAUGGAGAAACUACGUGAUGCACGACUCUGUCCGCAUUGCUCCAAGCUUUGUUGUUUCAGCUGUAUUCGGCGUUGGCUUACAGAGCAACGGGCGCAGUGUCCACACUGCAGAGCUCCUCUUCAGCUUCGAGAGUUGGUAAACUGCCGUUGGGCUGAAGAAGUUACUCAGCAGCUUGAUACACUGCAGCUUUGUAGCCUUUCCAAGCAUGAAGAGAAUGAAAAAGACAGAUGUGAAACUCAUCUUGAGAAGCUGAGUGUAUUUUGCUGGACCUGCAAGAAGUGCAUCUGCCACCAGUGUGCUCUUUGGGGAGGAAUGCACGGAGGCCAUACUUUUAAACCAUUAGCAGAAAUCUAUGAACAGCAUGUCACAAAAGUGAAUGAAGAAGUAGCAAAACUGAGGCGGCGACUCAUGGAACUCAUCAGUCUUGUCCAGGAAGUGGAAAGGAAUGUUGAGGCAGUUCGCAGUGCGAAGGAUGAACGUGUUCGGGAGAUCAGGAAUGCAGUAGAAAUGAUGAUUGCACGACUGGAUACACAGUUGAAGAAUAAGCUCAUAACACUAAUGGGUCAGAAGACCUCACUUAUGCAAGAAACAGAGCUAUUGGAGUCUUUGCUGCAGGAAGUAGAACAUCAGUUGCGGUUAUGCAGCAAGAGCGAGCUAAUCUCCAAGAGUUCAGAGAUACUGAGCAUGUUCCAGCAGGUUCACCGCAAACCAAUGGCUUCAUUUGUCACUACACCUGUCCCACCAGACUUUACAAGUGAAUUGGUUCCUGGCUAUGACUCAAGUACAUUUGUUUUGGAAAAUUUCAGCACUUUACGACAGCGAGCUGAUCCAGUGUACAGCCCCCCUCUUCAAGUAUCUGGAUUGUGCUGGAGGUUGAAAGUUUAUCCGGAUGGCAAUGGAGUGGUACGUGGCUGCUAUUUGUCUGUGUUCCUGGAACUUUCAGCAGGCUUACCAGAAACAUCCAAGUAUGAGUACCGUGUGGAAAUGGUUCACCAAUCUAGCAAUGACCCUACUAAAAACAUAAUUCGAGAAUUUGCAUCUGACUUUGAGGUUGGGGAGUGCUGGGGCUACAACAGAUUUUUCCGACUUGAUCUGCUUGCUAGUGAAGGAUAUUUGAAUAGACAGAAUGACACAGUAAUUCUCAGGUUCCAAGUACGUUCUCCUACAUUCUUCCAGAAGUGUCGUGAUCAGCACUGGCAUAUUAGUCAGCUAGAGGCAAGCCAAACGAGUUAUAUCCAGCAAAUUAACAACCUUAAGGAGAGACUUGCAAUUGAACUAACCCGUAAUCAGAAGUUGCAAGGUGUGUCCACACCUGAUACUCGACUCAGUCCUCAGAGUGCUGAUGGUCGUGACUCACGCCCAAAGAAAUCUCCAUGUGUUGCUGAGGCUCUUUUACAAGGAGUGACCACUGUACCAGUAAGUGAAACAAGAGAAGAAAAGGAGCUGGAGAUAAAGAAUCACCAAGAGGAAUUAGAUGGACUUCUUGAUGGUGAUCUUGAUGUUGGUUUUGUGGGUGAAGAGGAGGUCAACCAACUAGAUGGAAAUAGCUCCUCUGCCAGUUCUACAGCAACUAGUAACACUGAAGAAAAUGACAUUGAUGAGGAGACCAUGUCAGGAGAGAAUGAUGUUGAAUAUAGCAGUAACCUGGAGUUGGAAGAAGGCGAGUUGCUGGAUGAUGCAGCUGGAGCAGCAGGGUAUAGCCUUAGUUUUACAAAUGGCAAUGGCAGAUCUUUAAGACGAGGAGUUGGAGGAGCCAGCUCAACUUCAGUGGCCAGCAGCAGUCUUUUAGAGAUUGACCCACUUAUUCUUAUCCAUUUUCUGGACCUGAAGGAGAGGAGCAAUAUGGAAAGUCUGUGGGGUUUGCAGCCACGUCCUCCUUCCUCAUUCUUGCAGAGUACAGCUUCUCAUUCCCGUAAGGACAGGGACCAGCGAAAGCAACAAGCUAUGUGGCGCGUUCCUCCUGAUACAAGAAUUCUAAAAAAGCUAAAAUCUCAGAUGGCUGAAGUUCGAAGUAAAAUGUCUGAUAUGAAACAACAGAUUUCUGAAGUGCGGCAAAGCAGUGCUGCAUCCUGUGGUGAGCCUGGUCCAAGUGCUGCUGGUUUCCCUGAUCAUAGCCCUACAGUAACAUGCGGAGUAGAGAACUGCAGAUUUUUACAUGAACUGGGUGUGGAACUGCUUACAAAAGGAGCAGUAGCUAAUGCUUAUGCAAGAAAUGUUAAGAAAAAUGUAUCACCAAUGUGCAGUCGUUCUGGUGCAGCCAGCAGUCUUUCACUUCGCAGAGCAAUGGAUUUCGGGGAGAACAUCCACAAUGCAAAGGAAGAAAGUCCCUGUUCCUCAGAAGGAGGAUCAAAACCCAACAGUAGACAUGGCUCUCCAAAGUCUCAAGCAAACUGUAAUAGUCCUGAGGGAUUAUUGAAUGCUAAAUCAACAGAAGAAAAUGCAGAAUCUGCCAGGGCAGAGGGCUUCAGUGCAACAGGUUUGAAUGGCUUGAUGCCAUUGGAGAAAACAAGAAAAAUCCUUUCUUUAGGGUCAAAUACCAAGGUCUGUCAUACAGUCGGUGUCCAGGCAAGUAAAUCAGAAGAUAAUGCUGAAAUAAGUGAAAGGCACAAUGUAUUACUUGAAGGAGCUGCUGCUUUGCCGGAAAAAGCGAGUUGUCAGAAGCAUGUUGUCCACUUGCUUGCAGACGUCAGUAGUGACAGUGAGAUAGAAUGUGAUACAGACAAUGAACAGGAUGAUUCCAGCCCAAAUGACUGGUGCAGUUCAAGAGAAGCCCCUUCUCAUAUAGAAGGUGAUCAGAACAAUUCAGAGGAACUUUUUUUCACAGUAGAGGACAAUGAAAGGUAAUUCUGCUAAUAAGAUGUGGUACGAGGAAAAUCCCCUUUGAUAUAAGAGUAUAAAAGGAAUGGAAUUCUGUAAAGUCUGAGAUAAAGAUCCAAGCUAAAAAGUGAAAGAAUUGUUUGGACCAUCUCUUCUGCUACGUCUUCAUUGUAUUCCUCCAGUGUUGAAUAAGCUGAGAAUUGCAUUGAGAGAGUUUUUGUGACAUCUUUGAUACACUGCACUGAAACACUGAAAUGCAGUUUGUUUGCUGGUUUUCCUAACAUUUCAGCUGUCAUGUUUUUAUUUAAAUUUAAGAGUUUAUUAGCUCUAUCUGCAGAACGCACUGUAAAUUAAUUCUGUAAGAGGGUGGAGCAGCUGACUAUAACCAGCUACACAUCUGUUUUCGGAAUAACUAAAUAUUCAUGAAGAAAACAACUUGAAGUCACUUCCUGCUGAUUCCUUUUUUUCUUCAUUUGCAUAUGGUGAUAAAUUAUUGACUUGUCUAAUAUAUAAAAUAAGCUGGCUAUUUGUAUCUACUUUUGUAAAAACCUUGAAUGUGAUUUUUUUUUUCUUAAUUUGGAAAUUCUACAGAUGUUAUAGCAACCCUAAGCCUGAUUUUAUUCUGCUUUAUUUAAAAUGUUCCAAGUGUUACAUACUUAAAGGAAAAAGUAAAGGCUGUUCUAUGGACUGAGAGGCUGUCUUUACUUCCCUUUCCUGUAUCUUUGACACAGUUAAAAUCAGUUAAAAUUCUUUCUUUAAAAUGUUUACCUCAUUUACAUGGUGGUAAAAAUGCUAAACUCAUUUGUAAAGUAUGCUUCAGAAAAAAAAAUCCAGACCAUUAACAAAACCACAUACUUUUAACACGCACGUAGUAUUACAUACUGACUGUAAGCAUGAAUUUUUAAAUGCAACUUCAUGAUAUGAGCUUCAGUAAUAACUCUUCUUGUAUUUGUAUGUCUUUGUUUAUAAAUUUUUAUGUAUUUGUUUUGUCAGUUAUGUUUUCCACCAGUGUAGUUUUCAUUGUUUAAUGUCCGCACUUGUUUUUAAUGUUAGUAAUAAAACAGGAACGAUGUGCUCUUUUGGGAGGAACAUGAUCUUAUGUUUGCAUUUGGAAGACUAUUUUUGAAGUGGCUGUUGCGGUAUGAAACACUAUUUGUUUAGUAUGUAACUAGCUAGUGUACAGAAUGCUCUUCCUGAGAAUAUUAGAUGCAUAAAUUUCAUGAAUUCAAAGCAAAAAUAAACAUCUUGUUGCUCAGUA
Protopterus annectens (West African lungfish) is the source of this 4591-nucleotide messenger RNA. RefSeq names its product tripartite motif containing 37 (gene TRIM37). Bases 463 to 3360 code for a protein of 965 amino acids. Gene Ontology annotation, cellular component: aggresome; peroxisome. NCBI's taxonomy places the organism in Eukaryota, Metazoa, Chordata, Ceratodontiformes, Protopteridae. The transcript is spliced from 27 exons. Gene Ontology annotation, biological process: negative regulation of centriole replication; protein autoubiquitination. The record is from RefSeq and is a predicted model, not a curated record. Gene Ontology annotation, molecular function: ubiquitin protein ligase binding; tumor necrosis factor receptor binding; zinc ion binding.